CCGGCGGCUGGAGACGAUGGUGGACCACUUGGCCAACACGGAGAUCAACAGCCAGCGCAUCGCGGCCGUGGAGAGCUGCUUCGGGGCCUCAGGGCAGCCGCUGGCGCUGCCGGGCCGAGUGCUGCUGGGCGAGGGCGUGCUGACCAAGGAGUGCCGCAAGAAGGCCAAGCCGCGCAUCUUCUUCCUCUUCAACGACAUCCUGGUGUAUGGCAGCAUCGUGCUCAAUAAGCGCAAGUACCGCAGCCAGCACAUCAUUCCCCUGGAGGAGGUCACGCUGGAGCUGCUGCCGGAGACGCUGCAGGCCAAGAACCGCUGGAUGAUCAAGACGGCCAAGAAGUCCUUCGUGGUGUCGGCCGCCUCCGCCACGGAGCGCCAGGAGUGGAUCAGCCACAUCGAGGAGUGUGUGCGGCGGCAACUGCGGGCCACUGGCCGCCCGCCCAGCACGGAGCACGCGGCGCCCUGGAUCCCCGACAAGGCCACGGACAUCUGCAUGCGCUGCACGCAGACGCGCUUCUCCGCCCUCACGAGGCGCCACCACUGCCGCAAGUGCGGCUUCGUGGUCUGCGCUGAGUGCUCGCGCCAGCGCUUCCUGCUCCCGCGCCUGUCCCCCAAGCCUGUGCGCGUCUGCAGCCUCUGCUACCGCGAGCUGGCUGCCCAGCAGCGGCAGGAGGAGGCGGAGGAGCAGGGCGCGGGGUCCCCAGGGCAGCCGGCCCACCUGACGCGGCCCAUCUGCGGAGCGUCCAGUGGAGAUGAUGAUGACUCCGACGAGGACAAGGAGGGCAGCAGGGACGGCGAUUGGCCCAGCCGCGUGGAGUUCUACGGCUCGGGCGUGGCCUGGUCUGCCUUCCACAGCUGACCCCCGGCCUGCAGAACAUCUGUCCCCAAGCCAGCUCCACUGCCCACGCCCCCAAGAGAGCAGCUCCAGAAGCUGCCUAGGGCUCCGGGAGCCCACCCCAUGGUGGCAGGGGCAACGGUGGGGAGUGGCUCUUUCUGGACUCCCAGUGCCUUUUUGCUGGACACUGUGUCCUUCUGACUUCACUGCAGGUAAUGCCUUUCCCUUCAGGAAGCCCCAGAACACCCAGACCUCUUGGGAACCAACGCCAACUCCCGCUCUGCAGGCUGCUGCGGCAGCUCCAGAAGGCCUCCUGAGCUGGACGACCCCAGGUCUCCAGACACCUAGGGACCAGAGCGGGUUUUGGAACAUAGACGGAAGACAGCGGGAAUGUAGCCACAAGCCACAGAACCCACCCUCACCCCGACAAGCACACCCCACUGAAGAGCCUGAAUCCCAGGAGGCCUCCUGGAAGCUCAGGCCUGCCCACCCACCACGCUGGUGCCCACUGCCUGGCCGGCAAAGCCCUGCCAAUCAGACAUACGGGCUCCCUGAAGCCCAGCCAGAGAUUGCCAUGCUGUGGAUGCCACCAGACCCAGAGACUGCAGCCGCGAUGCCCAGGGCAGCCGGGUGAGGACUCUGUCCUGUGUCACCUCUCUCCAGGUGUCCAGCUGUCUCGUGCCUUUUUGUCCUGUCCUCGGCUCUCCCUGCGGUCAGUGAAACCAGUGUUUUCUGUUAGGACUCAGUUGCAAGAACAGAAACCCUGCCCACACUUAAUAAUAAAAAAGGAAGUUUAUUGAUGGGUGAUUGCAAA
Molecule: messenger RNA, 1646 nt
Organism: Mandrillus leucophaeus (drill)
Lineage: Eukaryota; Metazoa; Chordata; Mammalia; Primates; Cercopithecidae
Gene: PLEKHF1
Product: pleckstrin homology domain containing, family F (with FYVE domain) member 1
Exons: 1
Coding region: 17-856 (279 amino acids)
Molecular function (GO): phosphatidylinositol binding; metal ion binding
Source: RefSeq, a predicted model, not a curated record